UGAAGAUAUGGGAUGGGAUGAAGUAAAAGGCGUCUACCACUAUCCCUGUCCCUGCGGCGACCGCUUCGAGAUCUCUCGCAAGCAGCUUGUCAACUACGAAGAUAUCGCAACGUGUCCGAGCUGCAGUUUAAUCAUCAGAGUUGUCUACGAUCCACUUGAUUUUGAAGACGAACCUCCAGAUGACUCCGAGGAGUCUGCGUCGGAGAAAAGUGAAGAGAAUGAGGAGGUCGAUGAUGAUAGCGAUGCCGACACGUUCGAGGAUGCUCUUGAGAAACUUACUCUAUCUGAGCGGUCAGCAGCGACGGUUGCAACAGCAGCAUCAGAUAUCAAAUUCCUCGAGUCCGUAUCGAUCAUCACUGCAGACCGUGCUGCUGCAAAACGUUCUAUAGCACAUUAAACUUACAAUAUUUAUGCAUGUGGGUUGUAUCUAUUCGUCCAAUUUAUUGCUCAUCUUCGACGGGCCUAUACUCUGUUGGACGUGGGCCCAGGAACAGCUUCUGGCUCAUCGAAAGAGCCUCGUCUUUCUCCUCGAGCUGUUGCUCUCGAUGUUGCCAUGACUAUCACGCGGAAGAAAGUGAUAAAAGGCAAGGGAAAAGAGAUAGGAUGAGCUGACUUGACUCUUGAUCAUAAUGGUCGUACUUACUAUGUC
Molecule: messenger RNA, 649 nt
Organism: Suillus discolor
Lineage: Eukaryota; Fungi; Basidiomycota; Agaricomycetes; Boletales; Suillaceae
Product: zf-CSL-domain-containing protein
Exons: 3
Coding region: 8-397 (129 amino acids)
Biological process (GO): protein histidyl modification to diphthamide
Molecular function (GO): metal ion binding
Source: RefSeq, a predicted model, not a curated record